This is a messenger RNA of Canariomyces notabilis, 1032 nucleotides long. RefSeq lists its product as uncharacterized. The coding region runs from base 1 to 1032 and encodes 343 amino acids. The record is from RefSeq and is a predicted model, not a curated record. The transcript is spliced from 6 exons. NCBI's taxonomy places the organism in Eukaryota, Fungi, Ascomycota, Sordariomycetes, Sordariales, Chaetomiaceae.
AUGUUAGGGCACCUUCUCUGCCCCUGGCAGUCCCUUGAUAAGACACCUGCUGCGCCUGCCGAAGAUGACCAGGUAUCCUUUUUGACUGUCGAGUCAAUCGACGAGAUAGAACAAUAUCUGGGCGAUGUCGGCCGUGGUGCGGACUACCCCCUGUAUCGACCUCGCCGUCGCUCUCAACCAUACCAGAACCGCAGUACUAGUUCGCAGGAGGACCAGGCCGACCUUGUGUUGCCCGAUUUUCGGAGAGGGCGUCCUUUCAAGCCUCGCUACUUUAACUCGCCAAAGAAAACGGCCGAGCAACUACGAACCCUUUCCACAAUUUGGGAGGCUUCUCUAGACGAUAUCCAAAAAGCGUAUUGCCAGACGACGCAGCAACCUCCAAUGGAUUCGUCAGGACAACAGGCUGGAAGCUCGCAGGAAUCUGCGAAUGUCAGCCGCCAACAGAAUGCUCAGGCUCCGACGACGUCGUCAACACCACCCGUCCCGUCCCCCGAUGCUCAAUCUCCAUCCGUGCGGUCCACCUCCGCUUGCCCGUCACUGACUGUCCCACCCGCUCUGUCACCGUUGACAGCUUCCCGGUUGAGCCCGGACGUUCGGACGUGCUCAUUUAAGCCCACUGGACUUGCCCACACAGGAAAGACCAUACUUUCCCACGACCGCGGUCUUCAUAUCCGACCAGUGAGCCUCAUCCCAGAUAAUCCCUACGGCUACCCUCUGCCGCCUCCCUUUCGCCACAAUUGGGACAUUCCCAACCGCCGCGCAGCCGUCAAUUCCGUCGACCCUUCCCGUGUCCUGCGCGCAGGGUACACGGGUCCGCCCACCGGCUCACGGCCGAGGCCCACGGCGAGCAUCAUCGAAACAUCGAGCACUGCUACAACCCCCAAUGUCACAAGCAGCCUUGACGACUCAGCCAAGACGGGUCCAAAUGGAGUGGACGGGUUAACGACGGGACCGUCGCCACCCGGCGACUCCGUCGCGUCUCAAGUCCAGCGCGAAGGGGAGAAAGAGGGAGAUGGACGGCAAGGAGAGUGA